UCGUUUGUAUAGCUCGCACUUGAUAAACGGUGCAGGGACUGUAGGCCGUGCUAUAAAAGAUUCGAAUUUUCGGACGAAUUCGUAGUUCAUCUCAUUUUUUCUCUCAGCAAGUGGUAACCUCUCACAAACCAUGAAGCUCCUUAUCCUAGCCGUGCUCGUCGCAGCUGUGGCUGCUCUGCAGCGAGAGUCAGAUUUCAUGACUAUCCUGCCCGAGAGCUGGUACGAAGAGGAAGCCAACAAGGCUGCCGCUGAUGAUCCAGACACCUUCAACAUGCCGUUCUUCAUGAAUGCCGAUGAAAGCAUGUCCGCGGACUUUGGUGCAUCCAACUUCGGUGAUCCUAAGAACGUUUUGGAUGUGGCCCAGCAGCUGGGAGCGACCAUCUUCGUGCAUGCUGCGUACUACACGAAGACCGCUGAUACUUUCAAGAACACUCAGAGCAUUACGGCGUUCAUCCCAUCUAACGCUGCUUUUGCCCGCCUGCCUAAGAAUAUUUAUUUCUACUUCCUUCGCCAUCCCGACAGGCUGGCUGCUCUCCUCAAAUACCACGUUGCCCAAGGAGUUUUCAUGAUCAAGGAUCUCGUUAACGAUCAGACCUACAAGACUCUGGAAAAGGACUGGACUCUUCGAUAUGACGCGUACAACCAUACUUCAAUCAAUUAUACGUCCCGCAUCAUCCAGACCGCCCGUAUUAGCCACCGACACGUCGAUCAGGCCGCCAGCAACGGUGUUGUCCACAUCAUCGAUGAAGUCAUUUUGGGCAUUCCUUUCUUCAGCGCCUAUGACGUGAUCUCCAAAUCGACUCACUUCAGCACCUUGUACAACGGUCUGAUUGUUGCCGGUUUGGACCAAAGCUUGAAGAGUGCUGGACCUCUGACUUUGUUCGCUCCCACCGAGGAGGCUUUCAAGCGUCUGCCUCCGGGUGUAUGGGAAGCCCUCCUGAAGGACAAAACCGCUUUGACCAAUGUUUUGGAUCUUCACCUGGCUAACCGCACUUACUUCGCCCGUGGCUUCAGAGAUAUGGAUGUUUUGCCCACUUUGAACAAGGCCAACAGCCUGACUGUCCACAUCCGCCGACACCGCGGUGACGAAGAUGUCCAGCGCGGACCCUCUCGGCCGGAAGUCGAAGUCGAGGUGAACGAUGCUAAGAUCAUCUUCUUCGAUGGCGUGGUUACCAACGGAAUCAUUCAAGUUGUUGACACUGUGCUUUUGCCCCCUAAGAUCAAGGAGCAGUACAACCUGCUCUGAACAUAUAGAUAGUCUUUCUAUGGGUUCGUCAGUGUAGCGUUUGAUACGCUCCUUGUGAUUUCUGGUUAUUAUACUUGAUGAUCUACUGUCCCACGAACGAGUUCUGCAUGGUGCAUACAGUGUAUGUGAGAAGGUGAUUUGCUUUAACCGGUGCUAACGUUGUUAAACGUUCACAAGGAUUAAUUGUUAUACCAAAGAUUCUGUAUAUAUACAAUGUUCUUCUUACAAAAUUGCUAAAGGACAAUAAAACUAAAGCAUCAAAA
Paramacrobiotus metropolitanus is the source of this 1509-nucleotide messenger RNA. RefSeq names its product periostin-like. The record is from RefSeq and is a predicted model, not a curated record. The coding region runs from base 131 to 1246 and encodes 371 amino acids. The transcript has 6 exons. Lineage: Eukaryota; Metazoa; Tardigrada; Eutardigrada; Parachela; Macrobiotidae. Gene Ontology annotation, molecular function: cell adhesion molecule binding. Gene Ontology annotation, biological process: extracellular matrix organization; cell adhesion. Gene Ontology annotation, cellular component: extracellular matrix.